Molecule: messenger RNA, 1161 nt
Organism: Hippocampus comes (tiger tail seahorse)
Lineage: Eukaryota; Metazoa; Chordata; Actinopteri; Syngnathiformes; Syngnathidae
Gene: tmem167b
Product: transmembrane protein 167B
Exons: 3
Coding region: 115-339 (74 amino acids)
Source: RefSeq, a predicted model, not a curated record
CAAUCCAGUGACUGCGAAGUCGUUUUCGCUAGCUUCCCAUUCCCGAACACAGGAUGGCGGUUUGAUGGACUUAAGUUAACUGUAACGUAACGUCGACAAAAGGCCACAGCGAAUAUGACAAAUGUGUAUUCUUUCGAUGGCAUCCUGGUGUUUGGGCUGCUCUUCAUUUGCACGUGUGCAUACUUCAAAAAGGUUCCUCGCCUCAACAGCUGGCUGCUGUCGGAGAAGAAAGGAGUGUGGGGAGUCUUUUACAAAGCUGCAGUCAUUGGGACACGGCUCCAUAUUUCUGUGGCAAUCUGCUGUGUGGUCAUGGCUUUCUAUUUGAUCUUCCUGAAAUGAUGAAACCGGACUAGAUUGGGAAGCUUCGAAUUGGCACAAGCGUGUGCUGAACUCGGUGAGGUCAUGCCUAGUCCUUGCGGGACAACUAAUGGACCAUGUGACCCAUGACGUCACCUCAGGUCAUGGACUUGCUUUGAAAGAUGAGUCUGCGCUGCCCCCUUCUGGUGACUUGGGGAGAUAACGGCUCCCCAAAACAGAUGAGGUCAUCCUGAAUCCACCCAUAGUUUUAUUGCGGAGACGAGAAGUGGGUGGGCCCUGUGGUGUCACUCUUGUUUUCAACUCAUGCUGUUUUUGUCUUAUUCAUCCACAUCGUUAUUUAUCCUGGAGGUAUGGCAAUGAGUCAUUGUAUUGUUGGCCUCUGCAAGAUGAAUUUAGUUUGGGUGACUAGUUUCAAACUAAAAAUGAUACAUUUGUAUUUUCCUCCGGUUACCUCUGUCAUGCUUCUUCAGUGACUGGAUAAAGAAAUAAUAUAUGAUGUAUUUUGACACAAUUGUGUAACAUUCUGUCACCGUAUUCCCAACAAACGAGAUGGAUUUGAAACAGGUUCUUGCUCCACACUACUCAGCCGAUCUUAAUUGUACACCGAAUAAUGUUAUUUUUUUAAAUCAGUCUAAUUACUGUUACAAAUGGAUGUUUGUACCAAUCGGACCAACCUGUAUAUUCAAUCUGCCUCAAUAUAUGCCUAUAAUGCAAAAUAAGGACAGUAGUUAUGACCAUUUCAUGUUAUUGAAAGAAAUGAUUGGGGAGAGAGUACGAUGGAAUCUUGAGUAAAAUGUUAGCAACACAACUUGUAUGUUGUUUUUAUUAAAAAAAAAACAAUUG